GUCGACCUGUACAGUAGCAGCUGAAUCCUUGCUUUCACUACCACACAAUUAUUAUGUAAGAUCAAGUUCGACGCAUACGGAUAGGCCUACGCCUACGGCUAGUACGGACACAUAGGAUAGAUCACUACCUCUUCCACCAUGCCCUCCUCCAUGCGCAACCUCCUGUCCUCUACCGGGAUAGGACAACCGGGAACAGGAGUGACGGCACGCAGCUCCGUGGGAGCUGCGACCGCUGCGCAUCAGCUCCAGCAAGACGGCUUAGUAGCAGGUGCUAAAAAUAAACCUGGAGCUGCAGCUGGCCGACAAACUAGUACACCCACUGCAGAUCAUGCCGAGAGCAAGCCGCAAAUCUCCGCCUUACAGCCGCUCAUUGAUUACGCGGUAAAGCAACACUUUGAGCACGAGUACCCGGAUUUUUAUGUUUUGGAGAGCGAGGAGAAUAAAAAUGAAAAUCACGGGAAGAGCACGUCUCAGGGUAGUUCCUUCAGCGCAGGUGCAAUUGGGACGAGUGGCACCAGCAGCACGAAUUUAGUUGUUCUUGGUGGUUCCAGUAGUUCUGCUUCUGCAGAUGAAUUAUUCGAGGACCACAACCAUGAUAAAAGUGACGCAGAACGACAAGGCAGAACUGCCAGUCAAAAAGCCUCAACAUCAAGUCCAAAAGCCCUCCAAGAAGAAAUCUUGAAGCGGUCCGCAGAACUUUUCCUUCACUUCUGCACGCCCACCGUGCCGGCCUUGAAACAUGAGCCGCAAGGUGGCGCGGCCAGCAGUGGUCCCAGCGGCGCAGGUUCACCAGGGCGGAGAAAGAAAACCGUGGCGAACACCACUUCGAGCAGCCAUCUUCAUCAAAACAGCGAGAGGAGUAAGGAAUUACAGUUCAAGAAAACGCUGGCCAGUUCGACGAUUUCAAUAGCGGACGUGGGGAUUCUGGUGCGCGGACUGAACUUGUUCUGUGACGAGGUGGAACAAUUUUGUGGUUUUCAUCUUCAUGAGCAUGCUGGUCCACCUGGGCAGCUUCAUCUACCAGGAGGAGGGCCGGCGGCGGGUGAAGAGUUCUUUUAUCAUCAAGAGCAGAUGAGUAGAACUGCGCAAAUGCAUCAGCACUACGUCAAGAUCCUUGAGGAGGACGGGAUUAAGAGAUUGCUGCAGCUCCCGGAAGUGAUUUUCGGAAAUAGUGAGUUAAAUUUGUUGAGGAGGAAGAAAAUCAGCACGGUCAUUUCCGAGGAAGGACAAUUAACCUGCGUGAGUACCUCGAACGAGCAAAUGAGCUCUUCUGACGAGUUGGGUACAAGUGCUGCUGGUGGCGAUGUUGCACUAUUGCAGGAUCAUAGUGCUCUGGGUCUCAAUAAACAAGUGUCCCGAUCUAGUGGAACGUCCUCUACGAGCAAUCUAGCGAGUUUUGGCGCCAGCGCCGCUGUGGUCGUUAGCGAGAUGAUUAGUUCGAGCCGUCCCUUCGGUACGCCUGGCGAUGGUGCUGCGCAAGAAGGGGAAGAAGGCCAUGUCGCGCUCGGCGAAUCUACUUCGUUGAAAGCAGUGACGACUGCAGAUGGGGAUGUUGACUCUGCACAUAUAGAAGUCCCGGUCUCGGGGUCUUCGCCAGGAGACGCGGGAAAUGCUCCUUUACCACCUUUACCGGGUGCUGUCACAACUAGUAGUGCCGCAAAUCCAGAAAAUGACAACGGCACAAACCAGCCUACGGCGAACGAGCCUCUUGAGGAGGUGACCCUGCCGCAAUUUCUCCGACUGAUUUCGCAGUUGACUGGUUUCGCAACUUUUGCGCACCAGCUGCAACUCGCAGCUGCAAACGAAACCAGUGGUGGUGACGACGUGUUGAACAAAGCGGUGUCAUCAGGAGAUAGCGCCUCCAGGGCCACUGCAGUAAUCCGAGCUGCGACAAUGAGCAGGAUUUGUACUAGAAGUACAGCGACUAGCGGGACCUCGUCGAGCAAACAUUCGUUCCAAGACUUCUUCCAAAACUUGGUGACUCCUAGCACAGGAACGACACGGGGAGCUGGAUCUUCGUCGCAAUUAUUCGGCGACAGUUUCUACGCAGGACCGAUCGAUGUGCGGGCCAGUACGAUAAACAACCCCCUGUUUGGAGGAAACGGGGCUGGUGUUGUUGCGCACGAAACAAGCGGCCACGCAGGCGGAACAACCACGACGCAUAGAAUAACAGCCGCAGGUACAGCUAAUGCAGCUGGGAACAUCAAUAGUAGUCCGUCCGCCGCAGGGGCAAUGGCGCGGUUCUCAAAUGCAAUUGCGUCACCAUUUUCAACAGCAGCAGGAACAACAGGAGCCCAACAUGCGGCCGAGAGGACAACUUCAACUUCCGUACUACUGCCAGGUCGACAAACUACUGCAAGCGAUACGACACCUGGUGGUGGUGCAGGCAGGUUUUCAACCCUGCUAGAAGACACGACAGAGAGCAUGAAUCACAACGAUCCGUCGGGUCGCGCCACAAAUAGGACCACUCUACAGCUCAACUUGUUCAACCGGGACAACUCGUCCAAAACCUUGACAAACAACGUCAGCACGAUGAUCCAAAGCCACCCGUUAGACCACCUGCUCAAGCCGGUGCUGCUCUCCCUCUACGACGAGGGAAUUUUCCCGAACGAUGACUUCGUCCGCCGGGCGCAGGUUGCGGUGAGCAAAAAGGAAAUCCCGCAGACGAACGAGUGGCUGCAGCGGGCACUGGAGAUGUCGUUGGCAUUGGAGGAACGCCAGUCCGUCGCGGAGCUGCAAGUCAUCGACUGCUUGAAUGACUUGGAGCGGUUUCUCGAGUUGUUCUGCAAGUUCGAGCGCAAGCGGGAGACGGAAAAAAGGGAAAUAGAACACGAAGAAGCUCUACGGUUGCCGGAAAUCAAGGAUUUUUUGCAGCAGGAGAUUGAAGAACUGUCGAUGAAGUUACGGGAGGAAAACUUGCUGCAAAUCCGGGUGUUUGAGGACUGGGAGGAGGAACACAAUUUGUUGCAGCAGGACAAGGAGAAGAUGCUGCAGAAGCUGUCGAAAGUGCAGAAAUUUUACCAGAAGAAGUGCAAGAAGCUCUCGAAAUUAAUGACGAAGAUGCUGCAAAGAGAUCUGGAAUUAGAAAAAUUGUCGGAAGUGAUUCCGAAAUACGCGCAGCUGCAGGACGAAAUUUUCAAAAUCGAAGAGGAAAACGAGGGGAUGGAAAACUUGUUGAAGGAAAUAGUUUCUACCGGUGAAAAACAGGUGAAGGAACAGCUAAAAGUGUUGGACAACUUGCAGCCGUCGCAGAAAAUCUUUAGCGAGAAACAUUUGAAAGAGUCGGUGUGUCUGUACCAAAAAGCGUGCCAGAACGCGUCGAAGCGGGUUGAGACGGAUAUGGGAUUCUCAAACGUUACAUUCUCAGCUGUAACAACAUGAUUUGUCAUGCAGAAUUACCAUGAGCCACCAGACGAUCAAGCCACCUCGCGUGACAAAUCUUCCCCGAAGGUGGGCUAAACAGAACCUGAAUCUGUGCCGAACUUGCAAUGCGAGAGUUGCAAGCUUGCCCCUUUAACUGUUGCGGUUCUUGCAUCACAAAUUCAUGUAUACAACAGUUGAGAGUGUAACAGUUGAGAACGCCAUAACGGAAUUUCCGUACUGGAAAAUCAUCUCGCGGCCGAGCUCGAACCGGAGGAACUAUCAAAUGGAAAAAUGUCUGGGUCUGAGAAUUUUUGAUGCUGGGUAGCGUCUCAUGAUGAGGCUACAAAUGCUGGCUCAGCAUGGCAAGUUUCUGAGCUGCUAGGCGUUGCCUAUUCUGCAUGACAAACUGCGCUUCUGCAUCACAGAAAAACGCAGCUCUGGGGUAAUGUGCAUGACAGAUUUAAGAGUCAUGCCAGACAAGCAUGACAAACGUGAAUUCUUCCAGACCCAGACAUUUUUACAGUUGAUAGGAACUUAUCCAGUGCAAAAGUGUCGUAUUCGUACUAGUUGCAGUUGUAGUCAUGCAUAACAGAUGUGUUUUGCCGCCUGAUUCUGCAUGGCAAAUUUUAGUUUCGAUUCUGCACCAGAUGAAAUUUGUGCUGCAAUUUAUUACUACUAGCACGAUACAUACUUUAUUUGCAAUGCAUAAGACUACGAGUACUACAAAGCGCCGGGGGAACCAAGCCCGACUUUGCCGAAAGUGGAGAAGGAGAGGGAAAAUCGACGGUGGAGCAUCGAUAUUGGGUACGAGAAGUUCUUUGGAAAUAACAGUGCCGGUGGAGGGAGCAACGGAGGUAUGUCAUCUCCCGGUGGUGGUGGUGGUGGUGGUCGUGGAGGCGGGAUUAUACAACUAGCCAGCGCUGCAAAUAGCGCUGGAGGGGUAGUUGUUGGAGGGAACAAAAAUGCGGCAAAUAAAGUGGGAAACGCGCCCGUAGUUUUGAAGAAUCAGACACGAAUUAGGAGUAGAAGUGAUUUGAAUUUGUGAUGAAAUUGAAACGGAAAAUCAUUUGAAAUCUUGGAUAACUACACAAACUAGAUUUCAAAUGAUUAACAGUUUGUGUAGUUACUACGCUUAACAUGGCAAACAUGUGAGCGUAGUUUGUUGCACAUAUGAAUUUCGUGCUUUUGAAAAACAAGAUAGAAGAAGUGAAAGGAAUCACAGCACUUCAAACAUGUUGUCGCUUGGUGAGGCACUAUGUGAAGAGCAACCACUUUAUCUGCAAAGGAGUUUCAAGUCGAAUGCUUUUUCCCUUUGAUGUCGACGCCUAAAAUCAUAAUCACAAUCAAGUCUGC
Amoebophrya sp. A120 is the source of this 4716-nucleotide messenger RNA. The record is from the annotation of a GenBank genome assembly. Lineage: Eukaryota; Dinophyceae; Syndiniales; Amoebophryaceae.